UUGAAAAAAAACAGCACAAAAAUAUUUCAUGAUCAAGGAGAGGUGAUGCUGGAGCAUGUUUAUUUGCUUCUUUAGUGCAGUUAUUGUAGUUUUAUUAUACUUUUAAAGUCUUUUUUUUUAAAAGAAGCAAUUGUACAGCUUGUCUCUUAAGUCUUUUCAGCGUUUGAAAUGAAAGAAGAGAUUGCAGCCACUGUGUUUUUCAUUGCGAGGUUGGCAAAGAAGCAUGGCAAACUGGAUCGUGUUCGCAGAGAGAUGUUUGCUGUGGAACUAACUUCAGUACUCUUUGAAAAUUACAAAAGCCAUUGGUACCCAGAGAACCCACCCAAAGGCCAAGGUUUUCGGUGUCUAAGGAUGAACAAGGCUCAACUGAAGGACCCAGUUAUUGCGCGUGCAUGUUGUCGAAGUGGUAUUAUUUAUGAAGAUCUUUGCCUACCAAAGGAAAUUACCAUUUGGGUGGAUCCUGGAGAGGUGUCAUGCCGGUAUGGUGAGAAGUCAACCCCGUUUUGUGUGACCCAGCUGGAGGGUCAGAAAAGAGAUGUAGAGUUCUCUCGUAGGAUCAAUAACGCAGUGGAAAGGGCAUCAUCUGACUAUCACUCUGGAACAUCCUCUGAUGAGGAAAGCAGCAACACCAGCAUGAGCAGCAGCAUCAGCACUACCAGCAGCAAUCUUUCAGUUCCAGAACCCAAGUGCAUUCCCACGGUCUCAAACCCCAACAGUGUCUACCAGCUCAGUGAGUUUGGACCACCCCAACCCCCACAGAAUUGGGGUCCGUACCCCAAAAGAAAGCCGUAUCCGAAUGAGGGCUACCAGCAGCAUUCUUCAGGUGGGCCAUACCCACCCCAUAAGAGCUUCAAGGGUUACCGGCUUUCCUAUGCCUUCUCUGGGCCAAGGGUGGACCGAUAUCACUGGGUCAGCAAGAACCGCUCUUAGACUUUUAAAACUAGAAUGUGUCAUCUUUUUGCUGUUCAGCUAUGCAGGCAUAUGUUGGUGUCAUUUUAAUACAGGUUAAUUUAAAAAGUAAUGCUUUAAUAAAUUAUUUGAGAUGCCGUGAAGGCAAUUUUAACGUCUUGUUUUAAUGCUUUAUUUGUGGAG
Molecule: messenger RNA, 1092 nt
Organism: Triplophysa rosa
Lineage: Eukaryota; Metazoa; Chordata; Actinopteri; Cypriniformes; Nemacheilidae
Gene: btg4
Product: B-cell translocation gene 4
Exons: 4
Coding region: 169-930 (253 amino acids)
Biological process (GO): negative regulation of mitotic cell cycle; negative regulation of cell population proliferation
Cellular component (GO): nucleus; cytoplasm
Source: RefSeq, a predicted model, not a curated record